This is a messenger RNA of Aricia agestis (brown argus), 6782 nucleotides long. Its product is annotated as fatty acid synthase-like. The coding region runs from base 2 to 6760 and encodes 2252 amino acids. Lineage: Eukaryota; Metazoa; Arthropoda; Insecta; Lepidoptera; Lycaenidae. Gene Ontology annotation, molecular function: oxidoreductase activity; fatty acid synthase activity. Gene Ontology annotation, biological process: fatty acid biosynthetic process. The transcript has 40 exons. The record is from RefSeq and is a predicted model, not a curated record.
CAUGACUCCUAAGCCCCAAGAGUUCUCAACGUCGAAACCUCAGGAGCCCGAUGCUUCGGGGGAAAGAGUAGUUAUUUCCGGUAUAGCCGGCCUCUACCCCAGUUGCUACGAUGUGAAAGAGUUAUCGGAAGUUUUAUAUAAUAAGGUUAACCCUAUCAAGAAGACCAACCGCUGGCAAUACAACCACCCCGAGGUUGCGCAGUUCAACGGAAAUGUGCCGGAUCUUUCGUAUUUCGAUGCGCAAUUCUUCAAAGUGCACUAUCGCCUCUGCAACAGCAUGGACGCCAUGGCUCGCAAAAUUCUCGAACAAUCUUACCAGGCUAUAUACGAUGCGGGUGUUAGUCCUGAACAUCUGUCGGGAAAGAAAGUUGGCGUUUACAUCGGAACAUGUUUCUCGGAAACUGAAAAAGCUUGUUUCUAUGUCGCAAGUUCUAGAACCGGAUUCGGUAUAGCCGGAUGUAACAAGAGUAUGUUUGCCAACCGUAUCUCGUACUGGCUCAAUGCGAAAGGUCCAUCCAUGUCGGUGGACGAAGCUUGCUGCAGUUCCACGGCUGCCCUGGAGUUGGCCUACAACGCCAUUGCUCGUGGAGAUUGCGAAGCAGCUAUCGUUGGUGGUGGUAAUUUAUGUCUGCAUCCACAGUCAUCGGUGCACUAUGGAAGAAUCAUGAAAUUGAGUAUGGACGGUAAGACCAGAUCUUUUGACAUGGAUGCGGCUGGCUGUGCCAAGUCAGAAGCUAUUAAUGUUCUAUUUCUGCAAAAAGCUAAAGAUGCACUAAGGAUCUAUGCUGAUGUGGUCCAUGUAAAAUCUGAAUUCUCUUCCCUUAUUGAGACUGAAACUGGGCCAAAGUAUGGAUUUUACCGCGAUCCUAAAGAUACGACAAGAUUCCUUAAUAAUUUCUACGAAGAAGCAAAAAUUUCUCCUCAGGCCGUCGAGUAUGUAGAAGCUUUUGGUUCAGCUGUACCGGAAGCUGAUAAAUCAGAGUUGGAGGCAAUCGACGCAGUAUUUUGUAAAGACAGAAAAAAACCUUUGUUGGUUGGAAGUGUUAUGUCUAAUAUUGGGUACGGAGAAGCGGCUUCUGGAAUAACUGCAAUUACUAAGGUAGUGCUCGGUUACUACUAUGGCAAACUGGCGGGAAAUCUGAAUUGUGAGACACCUCGAAAGGAUGUGUCAGCAAUAAGAGACGGACGAAUUCAAAUUGUUACUGAACACACAAAGAUUGACCGUACUUAUGCUGCUGUUAAUUGUUUGUCCAUUACUGGAAUCAAUGGCCACGUUUUGCUACAUGGUCACUACAAACCGAAGGAUCUUAACCGAUACAAAGCAUCUAUACCACGCAUUGUCCUCUUGUCGGGAAGACAAGAAAGUUCCGUGAGGAAAAUCAUCAAUGACUUGAAAUCGCGACCCAUCGACCCAGAGGAACAUGCUUUACUUCAUAACAUUCACGAGACAAGAAUUUCCGGACAUUUAGGCAGAGGAUUCGUAAUACUAGAUACAAAUGAAAACAAUGAAACUGUGAGUUUGUGCGAAGUUAGUGACUACUGCGAUCAAGGCAAACGCCCGUUGUGGUUUGUGUAUAGCGGAAUGGGUUCUCAAUGGGUAGGAAUGGGCAAGGCACUUAUGCGCAUACCUAUUUUUGCUGCUGCUAUUGAAAAAUGUCACCGUGUGCUUCAUCCUAGAGGCGUUAAUAUCAUUGAUAUCAUAACUUCGGAUGAUAAGAACAUUUUCGACAACAUAUUGCACUCAUUUGUUGGUAUUACCGCCAUACAAAUUGGACUAACUGAUGUCUUGAGAGCAAUGGAUAUACAUCCGGACAACAUCAUAGGUCACAGUUUGGGUGAAAUCGGAUGCUCCUAUGCCGAUGGCUGUUUUACGGCUGAAGAAACAAUUCUGUGUUCUUACAGCCGAGGCUUAGUCUCCAUUGAAACACCUUUUAUUCAUGGAUCAAUGGCAGCUGUUGGGAUAGGAUAUAAAGAGAUUGUAAAUCUCCUUCCUCCAGAAAUAGAGGUUGCUUGUCACAACUCUUCUCAGUCCUGUACAAUUUCCGGGCCAGCAGAGAUAAUGAGUGUAUUUGUCAAAAGUUUAACUGACAAAAAAAUAUUUGCCAAAGAAGUACCGUGCUCAAAUAUCGCAUACCAUUCCCGAUAUAUUGCUGAUGCUGGACCUGCUCUAUACGAUUAUAUGAGUGAACUUAUCAAAAAUCCAAAACUUCGAAGUCCACGUUGGCUUUCGACAUCAGUGCCACAAGAAAAGUGGAAUGAACCAGCAGCUAAAUAUUGUUCAGCUGAAUAUCACACUAACAAUUUACUGAACUCUGUGCUAUUCGAAGAAACGUCGCAGCUAAUACCACCUGAUGCAGUGUUAAUCGAAAUUGCCCCUCACAGUCUUCUGCAAGCUAUCCUAAAACGAUCCUUACCAGAGUCUUGCCGACUUUUGCCAUUAACUCGACGUGGACAUCCAGACAAUGUACAAAUGGUACUUGAGAUGGUGGGAAAACUUUCAAUGGAGGGAUUUUUGCCGAAAGUAAAAGCAUUGUAUCCAAAAAUAGAGUUUCCAGUUUCAACGUCGACCCCUAUGUUAUCGCAUUUGGUUGAAUGGGCACAUCAAGAAAAAUGGACCUUAGCCCUUUACGCUGCUGCAAACAGAAGAACAGCUGCUGGCUCAAAAUACAUUAUAUCAACACACGACGACGAAAACAGUUACUUAAAGGGGCAUGUCAUUGGAGGAAAAAAUAGAUAUCCGUUUGCUGCAGCUCUAGUGGCCGUAUGGGAUACGUUUGCCAUGAGUUUAGAUUUAAAGCUAAAAUCACUGUCGGUACAAUUCUCAGACAUACAUUUCUACUCGCAACCUGUGCUACAUGAUCAGCGUCAGUUACGAAUCAAUGUAACACUACAUCGAGGAAGUGGGAGAUUUGAGGUCAUGAACCAAAACUCCAUGGUGAUCCAAGGAAUUAUCUCUAGUGAUAACAUUAUCUCUAGAGAUACUGUGCCGACACUUAAUUCUAAAAUGAGUGUUAAAGCCAAGGAUGUAUAUCAACUUCUAUAUGCCAGAGAUUAUCAAUACAACUAUGAUUUCCAAAGCAUACACGGUAUCAAUGAAGCUUUAACAGAGGCUCAAAUAGAAUGGAAAGAAAACUGGGUGACAUUCCUAGAUGGUAUUUUCCAACUGAAUAUUUUAAAGCGGAACCACGACACAGUCUCUAAAUUAAACUUUAUAAGAAAGUUGGUAAUUGACGUGGAAAAACAUAGCAAAAUUGAACCGGUAAAGAAGAAUGAAUUACUGUUAAUGAAUGCAAAUGUAUUAGAAGUAUACGACACCACCAUUUGCGGAGGAGUAGUUCUAGAGAGUGUGAAGUUUGUUGAUUUACCUGUUGUCAAUGAUACAAAUGUUGUUCUUAGCAAGCUAACUCGCGCACCAUUUUUCCCUACGCAAGUUUCAAGUGAAAAAUCAGCACUUAGUUUAUUCCUACAAAUUGUAGCUGAUAACGUUAUGAAAAGAGAAAUUAACGUUUUUGAAAUUCCUAACAAAUAUAAGGAUUAUUCUGAGUUCAAUAACAUUAUUGAAGAUGUUAUAAAUAUAAUACCCAAUAUAAAAGCAAAUUAUUUAAAAAGGGAUAUAGUUAACAUCUUAGAUAAUAAUCACAGGGAAUUUCUAUCAACUGUUGACUUAAUAUUAGUUUCCAAUUUGAUGGAUGAUAUAGAGCUAAUUCAGGCUCUAUACGGUGCAUUACCGCAAAACACUUUCUUCGUCAAUAAACAAACCGAACAUUUGUCAAGUCGUCAACGCUCUGAACUAUAUUUUGUAGUGAGCGAACUCAACGUAGGUGAUGCAAUAUUGUAUUUGGCUAUUUGGAGACCUACUUCACCGGAUCCCCUAAGAUCGUUAGUUAUACGUUCAUCGCAAGAUCUUCCUGAAACGAAAACUUUGGGAGGAGAAUACUAUUUACCCUUAGGCAAUGUAGUGAGCUCAGAAAAUGAAGGCAUGCUUACAGCAACUUCUCCAGGAGAUCUUAAUUCUCUAGUUUGGGUGAAAGCUACACAAAACGAAAUAGAAUCUGAUGUUGAUAUUAAGGUUUGUUAUGUCGGAGUGAACUCCGCCUUUACAAAGAAAUUUUCGGAACCCAAUUAUUUGAACAAAGAAAGUGUUCAAACGAAUAAUGUAUCCGAUUUUAGUGGAAUAACAAACAGCGGCACACGGGUGAUGGGUGUCGUGCAAAGCGAUACUAUCUCUUCACGAUUAAGAUCCCAUUCAGACUUGCUCUGGCCGGUUCCUGAUCAUUGGAGUUUAGAAGAGGCGGCCACGGUACCACUGGCAUACUCUAUGGCUUUCUACAUGCUCUUUGUUAAGCCUUGCUUGGUAGUUGGUGCUCCCAUUCUCAUCCACGGAGGAGCCGGGGCUCUAGGACAAGCACUCAUAAGUAUAGCACUGGCACAUGGCUGUGAAGUAUUUACGACCGUCAGUAAUAAUGCCAAAAAACAAUUCUUACGUAAAUUAUUCCCGAAAGUUAAAAAUGAACACAUUGGAAAUUCGCGUGAUGUUACUUUUUGUGACAUGGUUCUUAAUGAAACAAAAGGUAAAGGAUGUCAGACGGUAGUAGCCUGCACUAAAGGGUACCUCAAAAACGUAUGUUCAAAAUGCUGUGCAUGCACCGGGUUUCUGAUUGAUGUUGCACAAAUUCAAAAUCGUGAAGAUUUUAAGUUUGGCUUGCACAGCUUGACCUUUGAAAGACAAUACGUGACAAUAGAUUUUACAUCUGUAUUUAAACCAGAAUUUGCUGAAGAUCUAAAGACCCUACGGACAAUGAUGAUCAAAGGCAUACAAGACGGCUACGUCAGGCCGUUGUCUCGCGUCAUAUUCGGUGCCCACGAUGUGUCGCGAGCUUUCCACAUGCAGGCGACUAGACUCAAUAGAGGCCGAGUUCUAUUGGACUUGCAGCAUCUCAAUCUGAAUAUUUUACCCAGAUUAACGUGCUCACCAUCGUCGUGGCAGGUCCUGUUAUCAGAUGACGAAAUGCUGGCUUUGAAAAUAGCAGAAAGGCUGUUAAAACAGGGUGCUAAAAAGAUUGUUCUUCUUUUAAAGGAUCCAUCAAAAAGUGUCAUAAUCCAAUCAAGAUUUUGGAGUAAAGAUUGUGUAGAAGUGAAAAUUAUAAACGAUAACAUCUGGAAGGAGUCGAGCUGGUUGACUUGCAUCCAGCAAUGCAAGGGCAGUCCAGUUGAGACCGUGUUCCUGAUCACUUCGGACGAGGAAGCCGGAAAUAUUGACGGGAUUGUUGAAAACUUAUGUACAAUCGUGCAAAAAUCGUGUCCGUUCUUAAAAUAUUUUACACUAGUAAGCGCUGGUGCAUUCCAAAAUAAGACGGUCCCUAAAUUCGUCCCGCUACAAGAUAAGACGAUCAAUGUUACACUACCCACGGUCAAUACAAUGUACAAAGAGGAGUACAUAAGAGAUAACACAUUGUCCAUCAACAACGCUGUCGACGUGCUUGAGAGCGCAGUCGUCCAGGCAGCUCACUCCAACGAGAAAAACAUUCUGGUGCAUUUCCCGGCUACAGCGAAAAAAUCUAUGCUCCAGCAGUUAAUGAAUAUUGCAGGAAUAAAUGAAGAAACUUUUCUCCGAAGUGAAAAUCAGGACAAAACUUUAAGGGAAAUGGACGUGGAUCAGACCAGGCUGUCAGCGCUCCAGAGAUACAUGAGUGACGUUUAUGAUAUCACGUGGAAGGUCGAAGAUAUUGAAGUACUUACCAUAAAAAUGAUAUCAGAGUUACAAAAGGAAAUCGUUCGAUCCGAUUUUGAAGAAAGCAACGGCUUGGGUUCCUACUUCUCCAGCGCUGUGGCCGAUGAGCUGCUGUCCACCACUGAGAUGAUAUUCUUACCCACUUUGACCACGUGUUCAUCCAUGCGCGACGACGAGUUUGAUGCGACUGAGACGUACCUGUGCAUAGUUCCUGGAGUGGAAGGGCAGCACUCUCGUUUUCGAGACAUGUGCGAACGUUUGAAGCUCCCGGCGCUGGUGCUGCAGCCAGGUCUGACCAACCCUCAAGAAUCCGUCGCUGAACUCGCCAGCCGGUACGCACAGACUGUGCUGAAGAAAACCGAACUAAAGGACAAAUUCUAUUUGCUCGGCUACGAGAGCGGAGUCCUCGUGGCUUUGGAAAUGGCAGCUAUUUUAGAACAGAAUGGAUUGACCGGAACAGUAUUCUGUAUUGGCGGAUCUCCAACCGAAAUCUUGGCUAACUUCAAGCAGCACUUAAGCGAGUACAAGACAAAAGAAGAAUUGCAGGUCGCUGUUCUGAAGCACAUGUACACGAUGAUGACCAAUGAAAGCACUGCGCCAUUAGACAAUAUCGUGACCAAGAACUUGAGUUGGAGUGAAAAAGUUAAUGCUUGCUUGCACACACUUCUCGGUAAAAUUCCUCAUCCAAUACAAUUCGCUAAGGAAUUGAUUGAAGCGGCAUACGCAAGAUUGGCUGUUAUGCUACAACACACUCCUAAGCCAAAACUACUGAGAUCUCAAGUGAUUUCUGUGCGCCCGAGAUAUCUCACCAGUGUCGAUUCAUCUUUGCAAGAUUAUGCCAGCAAGAAGGUGAUCUCAUAUCAACUUGAAGCACCAUUGUCCUGCGCUCCUCAGGAUUUGAUGUGUGCAGCCAUCAUAAACCGACACUUGGACGAUGACAUUUUGGAAAAUUUCAACAGCAGGAGUCAUUGUGAAACUUACCUGUUGAACGCCAAUACCUUCAUGACAACAGAACAUGACAUAGAGUAAAGUUUUUUAUUUGUUUGGACUU